Phaeodactylum tricornutum CCAP 1055/1 is the source of this 707-nucleotide messenger RNA. RefSeq lists its product with no specific name. Lineage: Eukaryota; Bacillariophyta; Bacillariophyceae; Surirellales; Neidiaceae. The record is from RefSeq and is a predicted model, not a curated record. The coding region runs from base 1 to 615 and encodes 204 amino acids. The transcript has a single exon.
AUGGAUCCUUGGUGGGACUGGAUGAUCGACAAGACUUCGCCUAGUGCAAGUUGUUAUCAUUUCAUAAUAAAGAACGUACAAGUGGAUAAAAAAAACAUGACGAUCUCCGGCCGAACAAAUACUGAAGACAAUGGGAGUCUCUUGGACCAUGCCCGUGACUACAUUCACGAGAAGGUCAAAACACAAGAACAACGAGAUGCGGAACGGCCUGUUACGGAAAAAAUCAAGGAUAAUUUCCCGAACAGUGCCGAAGAUGCUGGUUCCACUCUCGGCAAAAAGAUCGACAACAUAGCCACCGACUUCAAAGAGAAGUUUAAUGAACGGCUAGACGAAGGUACAGAGAGAGCUCAACAGCACACUGAUGAAACAAAGCGAGAGGAGGACUUUAACGUAUUCACGGACGCGGCGCAUGCAUCGAAAGAAAAAAUUCAUGAUGUACGCGAAUCCAUCUUCGACGCCACAAAGACUCCAGCGGAAAAGGACCAGGAAGCUUUUCUUGAGAAGCCCUUGCACGAAAAGCUGAAGGAAAUGCCUCAUCGAAUGGCGGAGGUAGAGGAGAGCAAAAAGGAUGACACCAUGCCUCCUUUUGCCCAGCUUGGUUGGUUGAUUCGAUGAUAGGUUCACAUUUCCAAAACGAAAUAAACCAAAGGUCAGGUUUGGCUGGAGCAGACACUAACGUAAUGUAUAGCCUACUGUCAGUAUUCAAC